Molecule: messenger RNA, 1632 nt
Organism: Lasiodiplodia theobromae
Lineage: Eukaryota; Fungi; Ascomycota; Dothideomycetes; Botryosphaeriales; Botryosphaeriaceae
Product: LETM1-like protein
Exons: 3
Coding region: 1-1632 (543 amino acids)
Biological process (GO): intracellular monoatomic cation homeostasis
Cellular component (GO): mitochondrial inner membrane
Molecular function (GO): ribosome binding
Source: RefSeq, a predicted model, not a curated record
AUGUCUUUCAACCGCUCCGCCUCCAGGGUGACGCCAAUCCUCCUGAGAGGUGCCGCCAGGACUCCGCGCAGAAUCCCCAGAUCGCUCCCCCGCGAGAUCUCAGCAAUCGCCAUCCUCAUCCCCAGACAUGGCUAUGCCACAGACACAUCCACAUCCUCCCAGUCGGGUGGUAACUUCCCGCCGCCCGGCUUCAACGCCGAGGAGGCGAAGAAGCCCCUUCCCAAGGAAGACGCGCAGAAGUCGCAGUCGGACAAAUCCGCAUUGAAGUCGCACGUCGACAAGGACUCCAUCAAAGUCGAAAUCCCCAAGGACGGCCCCACGGCGCACCCCAAGACUGGUGCCGCCGAGGCACAAAGCUUGACCGAGCUUGCUGCGGAGAAGGCCGCAGCCGACAAGACGGAGGAGAAGAAGCUUGCCAAGAAGGCCGAGGAGCACAAGAAUCUCACCCUGUGGCAAAAGGUCAAGAAAGAGGCCAAUCAUUACUGGGAUGGCACCAAGCUGCUCGCGACCGAGGUCAAGAUUAGCUCCAAGCUGGCCUUGAAAAUGGCGGCGGGCUACGAGCUGACCCGCCGCGAAAACAGACAGCUCCGUCGUACUGUCCAGGACCUUGGCCGCCUCGUCCCCUUUUCUGUUUUUGUUCUUGUUCCAUUCGCUGAGCUUCUCCUGCCGGUCGCGCUGAAGCUGUUUCCCAACAUGCUUCCCAGCACAUACGAGGGGCAGAAAGCCAGAGACAACAAGAUUACCAGUUUGCGCGCGACCCGGAAGGAGGUCAGCGACUUCCUCCGUCAUACGCUGCAAGAAGGCGGCCUACCAGUCAGCGCUGCCAAUGCUCAGCGCGAAGAGUUUACCGAUUUCUUCCGCAAGAUUCGCAGCACUGGUGAGGAUCCUACCCAGGCCGAUGUCAUCAAGGUCUGCAAGAUCUUCAAGGAUGACCUGACGCUGGACAACCUCUCGCGCCCUCAGCUUGUUGGAAUCUGCAAAUACCUCGGUCUUAACACUUUCGGUACCGACAACAUUCUUCGCUACCAGAUCCGCCACCGUAUGCGCCAGAUCAAGCGUGACGACAAGAUGAUCUUCAUCGAGGGCGUCGAUUCUCUCUCUGUUCCCGAGCUCCAGACUGCUUGCGGCAGCCGUGGCCUCCGGACUCACGGCGUUAGCCCGGCUCGCCUUCGGGAAGACCUCCAGAUGUGGUUGGAUCUCCGUCUCAAGUACGGCGUGCCCUCGACGCUUCUCGUCUUGAGUAACGCUUUCAUGUACGGGCAGGGCAAGGAGACGGAGAUGGAGACUCAGAUCGAUGCUCUCAAGGCCGUCCUUUCCAGCAUUCCCGAGGAGCUCUUCCACGAGAUUGAACUCGAGGUGCACACGGCCGAGGGUGCUGCGACCAACAAGCAGCGCCUUGAGGUCCUCAAAGAGCAGCAAGAGCUCAUCGAGGAGGAGAAUGAGCAGUCGGGCAGCAGCUCUCCGGCCACUGCCUCGUCGGCACCGAAGGAUGACAAGGACAUUGAUGAGAAGGAGGAGGCCGAGGCCGAGGCCGAGGAAAAGCAGAAGGUUCAAGCGAAGGCUGAUGAGUCUGUUGCGGAAAAGCAGAAGGUCGAAGCCAAGAAAGCUGAGCAGGAAGCUGAGAGGGCUUAA